Messenger RNA from Paramecium tetraurelia, 447 nucleotides. RefSeq lists its product as uncharacterized. NCBI's taxonomy places the organism in Eukaryota, Ciliophora, Oligohymenophorea, Peniculida, Parameciidae. The transcript has a single exon. The record is from RefSeq and is a predicted model, not a curated record.
AUGAAUCAAUAGAGAUCCAAAGAAUAUCCUCUUAGGUUCAAGAAAGAUACUCAAAAAAUUGAUCUGCUUAAAAUUGGAAUCGUUUAAAAUUUAGAGUAUUUGCAAGAAAAAAAGCAUAAUACUAUUUAUUCCAUUGAGAGUGUAAAUUCUUUUUGGGAACCAGCAGUUCUUUCUCAUUUGGCCAGAAUUGAAUUAGAAAAGUUCAUUUAGAAUAAUAUCACUUUAUAUAGAUAUCUAGAAAAUAGUAGAUCAUAUGCUUAAUCAGAGGGAAUCGAUAACGACCUUAGUAAUUAAUAAAUAUGCUCAGAAUUACUGAUAUAUUACUGUCUGUAUAAGAUGAUUGAAUCUUAAUUACCAAAAGGCAGCCGACCUUUGAGAUCACAUCUUUUGUAAAACCCUAUGAACAAAUUAUUAAACAUUCCAAUUAGCUAUAGGCUCAAAAACUGA